AUGAGGUCAGUCAUGGCCUCAUAUGAGGCCAGCUUUUUUUUUGCAAAAAUAUAUAAAUUAAAUCGAAACUUUAAAACAUUCAGUUUGGACACUAUUUCUUUAACGUAUACACGCUCGGCAAUAACAUCUUGCAAAACAUUGGGAUGGCGGUUUUCAAUGCACAGAGAGACUAAGAAUCUAAUGAAGUAUCAAUGA
Chondrus crispus (carragheen) is the source of this 195-nucleotide messenger RNA. RefSeq lists its product as hypothetical. Lineage: Eukaryota; Rhodophyta; Florideophyceae; Gigartinales; Gigartinaceae. The record is from RefSeq and is a predicted model, not a curated record. Bases 1 to 195 code for a protein of 64 amino acids. The transcript has a single exon.